UUGUGCUCCGCUGGUGCCGCCUCCGCUGGACACGGCGGGGAGGACCCGCUCCCGCUACAUUCCCGACCGGGGCCGCCCUGCUCUUACUCCUGCACCGCCCGGGGCGCGCUGCCUUGCUCUUGCACCGCUUGGGGGGGGGCUGCCCUGCACAGCACCGUGGGCGGCCCUGCCCUUAUCCCCGGAGAGGGCUGAUUUGAGCCGAGCCCCGCUGCUCCUAUCCUGGGGAUCCUGGCCCGAGGGUGGCUCGGCACCAUCCCGAGGGGCUGCGCUGCUCGGGGAGUGAGCACCCAUUCCCGAGCGGGACUGCCUUGCGCCUAAGCCCGCUGCGCCCAUCCCGGAGAGCUGCCCUGCGCCGGGUGGGUGGCUAGCACCUAUCCCAGAGGGAGCGGGCUGCCGUGCGCCCAUCCCUGGGGGCAGCACCUACCACGGGAGUGCGGGGACUGCAGCGCGCCCAGCCCCGCUAUCCCCGCCGCGGGGCGGCCCCGGGCUGCCGCUUCUCCCGUCGCCGGUGACCGGCUCCUGGCUCCCACCUCGUUUCAUGUUUGUGGAUAGGGAGGAAAAAUCCCAAACCAGAGGUGAGCUAUGAGAGGACAGUGAUUUCUGUAGCCUGGAGUUGGGAUCUGGCAAGGCAGCUGAAGUUCCUGAAGCAAGAGGUGGAUGGCUGAAGGUGGCUCUUCGGGGAGGAACUGAACAGUCCCAAACAGGCAUGGGGAGGGAAGGACAGGAUCAGCAGUUUGAGUGCAAGCCUUGUUCUUGCUGCGUAAAUGAGUAUGGAAGAUUAUGAUUUCCUCUUCAAAAUUGUUUUAAUUGGCAACGCUGGUGUGGGGAAGACCUGCCUAGUCCGUCGCUUCACUCAGGGGCUUUUCCCACCAGGGCAAGGAGCCACGAUUGGGGUUGACUUUAUGAUUAAAACUGUGGAGAUAAACGGUGAAAAAGUAAAGCUGCAGAUCUGGGACACAGCAGGACAGGAGCGAUUCCGAUCCAUCACACAGAGUUACUAUCGCAGCGCUAACGCGUUGAUCUUGACCUACGACAUCACCUGUGAGGAAUCCUUCCGGUGCCUCCCCGAGUGGCUGCGGGAAAUUGAGCAGUAUGCCAGCAAUAAGGUCAUAACUGUGCUAGUGGGUAAUAAGAUUGAUUUAGCUGAUAAGAGGGAAGUCUCCCAGCAAAGAGCUGCAGAGUUUUCCGAAGCACAGGACAUGUACUAUCUGGAAACGUCAGCAAAAGAAUCAGAUAAUGUGGAAAAACUCUUCCUGGACUUGGCCUGCCGGUUGAUCAGCGAGGCACGACAGAACACCCUUGUGAACAAUGUCUCAUCCCCCCUACCGGGAGAGGGGAAAAGUAUCAGCUACUUGACUUGCUGUAAUUUUAAUUAAAGAGCUGACAUGUGGGCCAUGGGCCAAGAGGAUUUUUUUUUUUUUUUUGGUGGGAUUUAUCUGCUUGAAAGAAUUCUUGCCAAUCUGACCCAUGUGACUUACUCUGAGUCAGGUUGCAGUCCUGGAAACAUGGCAGGCUGAUGGCUCCAACUACAUGGCAAGGUAGCAGGGUUUAAAUUUCAUUUUUCUCAAAGUCUGUGGAGCAGGUCAGGAAAGGAGGAGUUGCACAAGUCCUUCAUGUAAUGCAGAACAUGAGCUGUUUUGUUUCCUUCUGUGGGAGAGUAGACCAGCCUCUCUUGAAGAUAUUGAAGAGAUCAAAAUCUGUCUUACAGAACAAUGUGUUUGAUCGUUUUUAAAGUUAAAAAAAAAAUAAGAAAAACCCCAACAAUGAAUGCUGACUUUGGACUACACUGGCAAUCUUCCAGGCUGUCAGUGAGUGAGCUCUUAGGACAUGUACAUAACGUCUGCCCAUCUGUCUUCAUGGAGGACUCUGGUGUUUGAGAUAGUGUUAUGUGUCUUAUCUACGGGCACUUUCAUGAACGUGGGGAAAAAAAAAAGUUACGUAUAUCAACGUUUUCAAGACUGAAGAAGACAUGGAUACAGCUCAGUUGCUCCCUUUGGUGCUAGCAGUUCAGCAGAUAUUCCAUAGACCAAACAUAGUCUUACUACAUUACUGUUCUUUGAAUGUGUAACUUAGACUGGUUAAGAAAAAAACACUAAUAAGCACUGUUCAUAAAAAUAAAAAAAUCUCAUUACCUCUUUUUCUAGGCCUGAACAUAGUGGGAAAGGACUGUGCUUUUCUUUGAUAUCCAGUGUAGGAUGACAAGAGUUUCCAGAAAUAAAAAUAAAUAAAUAAACAAACCAUUAGUCAUAUCCUACUGUAAAAAAUUAACCUUAGGAAAGAUUGUUGGUGAACUUGGAAAAAGUGCACCAGACAUGACCAAAGUCUUGUGCACACUUGGAUCGUGUAUAAGGGUUCAAAGAAAGCACAGUUUGAAGUGAUGGUCUGCAAUAUGUCCAGCUUAAAAAUAAAGCUUGUAGAUACAGUUGUUGUUGAAAGGCAAGAGUACAAUUUUGUAGAGGUUUUUUUUGUUUGUUUAUUUUUAAUGCUAAGUGGAAAUAGCAAUGGGUUGCAAGUGGUAUCAUUCCAUGUCUAACUCAUCCAGCUCUCACCUUGUGGAACUGCUCUCAAAGAUGCUCUUGAAGGUAUCUUCUUGGCAUCCAGUCUCUCUACUGGAAUAGCUUUCAGGUUCAGGGAUGUAGAGUCAUUUUAUUUCCUUGAUGCUUUGUGCUCUUAAUCCCAAACUCCAGUGUACAUGUAACUGUUUAGGCAAUUUCUUCUUACAAAAUACCUGAAGUCAAAGCACUACGGAGUUUGUGGUGUUAUUCCACCCCUACUGCCAUACAAUGCAUCACAAAUUUACGAGUUGCAUUAAAGUGCAAAAUCAAAAGAUGGUGAAUGUGCACAUAAUUAUAUUUAGAAGUUUGACUUCAGUUUAGCUAAUUGGGGUAAAUCUCUUCUGGCAAUUACAUGGCUGUCAUAUGCUGCAGUUUAGAGUUACUGAAUUUAAUAUUAUUUGGCUUUUACUUAAGAUUAUAACAGGGCUUCUGUAUUGACAUAAAAAGCUGCCAGUAAGUACUUCUUGAAAAAAACAACAACAAAAGGCAUUUUAAAAUGUGCUUUUUUUGUUUCCUGGAAAGGCUUCUUUGGGCUUUAUCAUGUUGUGCCUUUGAUACAUAAUGGGGAGCUGACUCUGUGUUGGGGGGGAAUUAAUGUGUCAUAUGGCCAUUUUUAAUAUUUUCUUGCUAUUUUUAGGCCACUUUUAUGACUAGUGGUAAAAAGGAAGAUGUAGAAGUUGUGAUAUGAAGCUUGUUUGUCAUUUAGGUAACACUUAGCCAAGAGCUUCUGUAAGUGUGAGGAGAUGGGGAACACAUCAUCUGCUGCUCUGGCCUGGUCCUUUUCAGUCUCUGCUCAUGUUGUAAUCUGGAACGUUUAGAAAUGUGUGGGAUUUGGUGGCUUCCACUGUGUUGGACCCUGUGGUACAGCCUGUGCUGAAAGAUAAUGUCUUCUUGAGCAUUCCCCAAAUUGCCAAAUGCAACCUCGUUUGAGCUUGUGAAGAGCACCCAACUCAGAGACAGCUGCUUCUGCACAGCUGUUAGGUAGUUCCUUAUAGCAAGGCUGAAGGUUCUAUGUCAGGUAACACUCAAGUUAAAAAUCAAUACUAUGUGCAUUUAAUUUGUAGUUGUUCUUGCUCCCCUGAUGCUGGACCUAUCAGCAUGUAAUUGAUAACAAAUGGGACAGGGCUCUUUGAUCAAGUUAAUAAAGGAGGAAGGAGACUGCCCACUAAAACACCCAUGGAUUUCUCAGCCUGGUUUCCAAAAGGAUCAAAGCUGGGCAGGUACUCUUCAUCCCUACUGAGUACCAUUAUAAAUUCAUUUUAAAGUGCUCCUUGCAUCACUUCUGGAGGUGGAAUUCUAAUGCAUUAACGUGACUGAACAAGCUGAACUGUUCAAAUAGCAGAAACUGCUAACUUUAUUUUCUUGGAUAUUUAUUUUGAGGUUUCUAGAAGCCUAAAUCUCUUUUUCUAGUGCUUUCCUAAUCUGUAGGUGACUAUUUGGAGGCUAGCCUACUACUAACCUCAAAGCAUUGUUUCUUUUUCUUGCUAGCAAAUCUUCAUGUAAGGACUCGAUCUUCAAACAGUGAUGUUUUUUGGGGCGGGGUGGAGUGCUGCAGUUGGCCUAAUGUUCUCCAGUCAAAUUUGAACUAAUUCCUUUCAAUGUUUAUUCUGUCUGUACUUAAAAACUUGAAAGGAAACAGUGGUGGUAUGUGCAACAUUUUACAAGGUCAUAAGCCAAAACUGUAGUUUGAGACUCACCUCUUUUUCUGACUUUUGCAAACACGCCUCUUGUUGAAGAAGUGGUAUUUUAUUGUAGUAACUCCUUUGCUGGAGUUACUUUUGUACACCUUUGAGUAUCUCUGGAGUGCAUACAACCCGCCUUUCCUUGUAGCACUGAGGGCUUGUCUUCUCUUCUACAGUCUGAUCCACUGCUGAAGGCUUCCCAACUGGAAGAGGAGCUUUAUUGGCUGCUAAUGACAACUUACUGUUGUGGCAUAGUGAUUAAACUCUUGAAAAAUAAAAGAACAUAAAAUAAAUACAAAUCCCAAUUAUGUGAUAAUCAGCUCAACAACUAAACAACUUGCUGGAUUUUUGAGAGAACUGUCAGUAAAAGCCUUGUGAUGCUUGCUGGAUCAAGCAUCCAAAAGUCAUGCAGAAUUGAUAUAAUGGGUCCAAAUUUGUCUGGGCAUGUUCUCUACUAUCAAGAGAGCCAAGCAUUACUUUUAUUGUCAUUGCUGGAUUUUAAUGUAUUUUCAGAGCAAUAUAUUCACAGCCAUGAAGUAAUCGUAUUUCUGGGUGAAUGUUAAUUUUUAUAGUAGUCUUAUGACAAGACCCUUUCUUGACAUUUUUUAGCACAAUGAUUAUCUCCAAGCAGAAGCUAAUAUUGGAUGGUCAACAGGUAUUUGCUUAGUCUAGCAAGCCUGUUUGCAGAGAUUAGUAGAAACAUCUCUGAAAACUGGAUGGUCUAAACUCUGAUUUCCAGUGCAGCCACUGAUUCAGUCAAGCUAAUCUCAAGUAAACCAGCGAACAUCUGUGCUUCAGAUCACUAAGUGUGAAGUGCUUGCUGGUAUUUUGCAUUGGAUAUUUACAGCUAAAGUUUGCUAAGACAAGCCAUGACUCCCUUCUAUUCCUAUUUGUGUUUCCUAUAAAAGUGCUAGGGGAAAAAAAAAAGCCCUUCAGGUCAAAGAGAUAAGAUGGAAAAAGUGAAAUUAUGAACUGUGUAAAGAAGGGGAACGCUGGGUGCCUCCUCCUACCUCAAACCCUGAAGUCUUGAUUUGACCUAGAGAUAAGCUGUUUGAGCGUGCAGUUCAGAUAUGUGUUUGUGCCGAAUGCUAGAUGGCUUUGUGAUCGUUAUUUAAUGAAAACCACACGUGACAAAUUGUCGGGCGAGAUACUUUGUUCUUUGCUGUGGAACACAUGAAACAGCCCUUAAAAUCUGUCAGCCUGCUGGUGCUGUUUGUCUUUUUUUGAAAUGGCUGAAUUGGUAACAGUUGGCUCCUUCUAGUCUAGGUUCAGCAGUUAAUGGCUAUUGAAUUCCUUCAGCAUCAGUAAUAACAGCAGCAGACUGAGGCUGACACAGGAGACAGUGAUUUGAAAAGAAAGAAAGUCGAAAUUAGUGAUGCAGAAGCACAGUAGGUGCACACAUGUGGGACAACAGGCUUUCCUGAGCUUUUGCUGACAAGGGAUGCAAUUAGUUAUAGUCAAACCCACUGGGUUUUGCCUUGUUCAUUAUCCCUAAGGACUGCUGUUUGUCCAGCUGCUUUUCCACUUGUCUUCUCUUUUCAGUAUGAAGAACUGUCUAUAAAUCAGGCUGAAAUGUCGAGCUGGCAUGAUUCCUGCAGUCAGCAACUGAAUUCAAUUGGAAAAUAGGUGAAAUUCUCCAGGUGUUAAAAUAGGCUGAGCAAACAUGCAGGAUAGGCUGCCCUUUGGGGACCUGUGGUGCUAUUGGGGUUGGAUAUGGCUGGAAACACUGUUACAGAAACCCUCUCCUGCCUGUGGGGCAGAACAAGUGCUACAGCCCAUUGUGCAAGGGGAAGAUGACUCUGCGGAGCAACAAAUGCAAAGAGAUGAUUCUGCUUGCUCAGGAUUUUCUCCAUCCCCUCCACUUUUAAAACUGCAUCUGUGGAUUAGGUUUUGAUUGGACUUUCAUUAGGGAUGCUCUGAAAUUGAGUAUAGUCUGAAAUUCUGCAUUCUUUUACUUUUAAUGUUAAAGCACCCAAUAUCCUUAUGUGGGUGGCUCCUACCAACAAAGUCCUUUUUGAGUUAAUUCAGUUAGAAAAAGGUGUUUCUAGAGGAAGCUUUGUGAAUUCCCAGUGAGCAAGUAUGGAAACUCUCUGUCCUUAAAUGUCUCUGUACGUAAGGGCUCACCAGAAAACCCUGAGGAGACAAAGGAAAUACUCUAAUCAAUUCUGGUAGUGAAACCCGCAUGAAACAUGUUAUAUCAAAAUGUUUUCCUCUGUUUAUAAACUUUAUUUUUUAUCUGAACAAAUUUGGAUUUUGAAAUCACCCUUUUUCCUUGCAUCAAGUCUGUUCUCUUUUUGCUGUGGCUAAUAAUUGUUGUAGUUACUGUUCACAAGCAGCAAAGGAUCACUAUGAUGAGUGGUGGGGAAACACUGGCUUGAUUUCUUACAAGAAAGUAGUGCAUCCUAAGCAAAGCAGCCUAAACUAUAGCUGGUCAUGUCUUUGAAAUGCAAUCAUCCACUUGAGUUGUAGUUAAAUGUACCAUAAAUGUUACUGAUCUCACAUCUGCCUCAGUUUAGGAUUUAUCUUGGCUAGGAAAGACAACAGGGUAAUCAUGCUGACCGUGAUGCAAGGCUCCCAAAGCUCGCUGCCUUGCUCUGACUUACCUCGCUAAUCACCACCUCUCUCUACUGACCCAAAGUCGCCUUUGCUGUACUGUACUGUACCCAGCUGGGGUAGAUCACUGGCUGUCAUCACUCAUGGAUGCCAUUACACCCUUUCCCCUCAUGUGAACGAGCUGUAACUUAAACCAGAAGUAAAAACUAUGCUGUGUGAGUUGAGGAUCUUUGUUUCUUUCCAAGUGGGAGACACACACCCAGAAAGAAAGCCUAAUCUCUAAAGCUUGCUCCUCCAAAUAGGGUCAAAAGGUAACUGGGGAAAGAUAACCCAGAUACAGCAGAAAUGAGAUGGCAAUGAGUAAUUUAGGCUGUAAAGGUUGUCAGUGAAACAUUAGACUGGUUUUAAGAGCAUAGUCAGGGUUAACAGCUCAGUUUCUCUGUCUGGAUAAACAGGAGCUGGCUUUACAAUACUCAGAGAUUGUUCACAUUAAUAACUUGCAAUUAGCACUUUGUGGAUGUGACCACAUUUGUUGAACCAGUUAUCCUUCUCCAGUAACCUCGGAAGGUAAUUUUAGCUCUGGUUAGUGCUAUAAUUAAACUCAAGAAGCAGAUGCCACCUUUACAUUUGCACCUUUGCUUUUUCCUCUACUGCUUAUCUUGGGAUAACAUGCCAAGGACAUGCACUUGUGAGUACAUUGUGGUGGUGUCCCUGCUGAGCACCUUCUGAAGUCCAGUUCCCUGGUCCACAGGGAAAAAAUGACAUGGCCAAAACCUGUGUCGGUCAUGGUUUUAGCUGUGCGUGGUUCCCUGGAGCCUAGGAGAUGUUAAAAGUACUCUUAUGCUUUCACAGGCAGCAAUCAAGGGCUCUGGUGUGUCUGGUGUCACAAGAAUGCAAAUCUUGGCACUUUUCAAAGCUUUAUUCCUCUUGCACCUCUCAUCAGUGACUGUUCUUUCACAAUACUGCUCAUGCCUCAAGCACUGUGAAGGGAUAUCUCAGACUGGGUUGCAUGGCGUCCUGGUUGCAUGAACCACUGGCUCUCACUCCUUCUUUGGUUAGAGGGAAGAGCAUCAGUGGCUCAUCUUCUGUGCCACCUCAAGCUCCUUGCUAUGGACAUAAAGUUAAUAAUUCAGUAAGCCCAUUCCAGCUAGGGCACCCCAUAAGGAAUGUGUCCUUUCUUAUGGGACCAAUACAAGAGAUUCAGAUGUUAAGAAUGAGGGGCAGGGAUUGGUACAAGGGAGCAAGUGGAUGCUGCUCUCCAGCCAGUGAGACUUAGAGCUAUGUGGAGGAGAGUCAUUCUGAGCUGUCAUGGGAGCAGUGGUGUGAAAAUCUCCGAGGGGCUGGGUUGCAUCACUGGCAUGAGCUUUAGUAAAUGUAGUGGCCACAGUGUCCCCCAGCAGCCAAGUCUUUACAGAGGGGCAGGCGGAGGAGAGGGAAUACUGUUUUUACAUUUUAAUGGAGUGAGAAUAAAAUACUUGGUCUGUGCUAGGGACAGCUGCCAUGAUUUCAGGCAUUGCAAUUGCCUCAACUCCUGCAGACUGUUUGGAAGAAAGGGUUACCACUCACCCCCACAUACAGCCAGCACUGAAGGGGAAAAACUAACUUCUGAAGCCAACAUUUUAGUGGAGAAAAGGCCAUGUAAUGAGAGUAUGGAGCAAGCCCAGUGCUUGUUGCUAUGCUGAUUUGGAGUGACAAGUAUAUCUCUGGAUAUUAGGGAAGUAGUUUAAAAUAUGCCAUGGUUUUUAGCAUAAUAAGAUGCACUGCAGAUAUGCCACAUCCAUUUUAUUCUCCACAGCUGUUUACAAAAGGAAAAAAAAAACAAACAAAACCCAUGAGAUUGGAGCAGCUGCAGUCACUCAGCUGUCAAUAUGGGACAUGGCUCUUUCUGCUUUUUUAUUUCCACUUCACUCUGUUCUGCUGCACAUAUUUGGCCGUUCUGUGAAUUUGCAGAUCAUGAGUUUUUUUCCAAACUGCCUUUGAUCUAUACAAGAAGACUCACCCAGCUCUCAUUUGAAUUCAUUAAUACUUUGAGUAGGCAUUUUAAUUUUAUGUUUACUGGCUUGUUUCCCUUUGUAAUGUUAUCUAACUGACAAGUUUGUCAUCCUCUGCAUUACCUUUAGGUUUUUGAAUCUAAAACAUUUCCUCUUUCCUGAAAGCUAUGAUAAUUUUUAGAGAUGCUACAAAGGCAUCUUCAUUUCCUCAGGAGAAAAUCUGAAUUACCCUCAGCUUUGAUUACUAUCAAAUCAACAUUGAAGCACGUAAUUUUUUUUACAGCAUGAACAAAGUAUGUUUUAUACCAUCAACUGUAGUUUGAAUUGUACUUUAAAAAUCUGCUUAAGAACUAACAACAGCAUUUUGUUUGCGAUUCCCAUGCCAGGGAAGUCACAGCAUUAAAGGAAUUUCUGGGUUGGAGUUUUUCCCACAAAGCUCUGCUGUCUUUUCCCCAACAAUUGUGAAUUUAGCACAAUAUACAGAAGUUCAGCAAGAACCCUGAUUCUUAAACAUGUAGCCAGAAGGAUGACGAGGGAAUGUGUUUCUUGUUGAUCAAGCACAACCAUUUCAGUGGAAAAAAUGCACUACAGCUGGUCAGACCAUUGAUCUCGCUGUUGGGGUAGUGCUGUCUUUGGGGAGGGUAUAGGUGUUAGCAAAUCACCAAACUGUGAAUCAUUGACUGUCAGAAGCAUUUGGCUUGUCUCUUUAAGUUCUUGUGGUCAAGUGUGGUACAGUGGGCUUGAGAAAGGAAUGUAUUUUGGAUGACCAGGAUGAUGAAUGUAUGAUGCUUCAUGUUUAUUUGUAAUGUCCUUUUUUAUACUUAGAAAUUGCUUACAUGUGUAUCUGUAUGUAAAUAAAUGUUUAAUCCUUUCCACUUGGU
Messenger RNA from Pseudopipra pipra, 9662 nucleotides. It is a transcript of the gene RAB30, whose product is annotated as RAB30, member RAS oncogene family. Gene Ontology annotation, biological process: Rab protein signal transduction; vesicle-mediated transport. Gene Ontology annotation, cellular component: Golgi cisterna; trans-Golgi network. Gene Ontology annotation, molecular function: GTPase activity; GTP binding. NCBI's taxonomy places the organism in Eukaryota, Metazoa, Chordata, Aves, Passeriformes, Pipridae. The transcript is spliced from 7 exons. The record is from RefSeq and is a predicted model, not a curated record. Bases 765 to 1376 code for a protein of 203 amino acids.